Zophobas morio is the source of this 2098-nucleotide messenger RNA. Its product is annotated as adipocyte plasma membrane-associated protein Hemomucin-like. The record is from RefSeq and is a predicted model, not a curated record. Gene Ontology annotation, cellular component: endomembrane system. Gene Ontology annotation, molecular function: hydrolase activity; strictosidine synthase activity. Bases 126 to 1769 code for a protein of 547 amino acids. Lineage: Eukaryota; Metazoa; Arthropoda; Insecta; Coleoptera; Tenebrionidae. The transcript is spliced from 4 exons. Gene Ontology annotation, biological process: biosynthetic process.
AACCAUCUGUCAUUCCAUGUUGUCAAAACAGUUCAAGGCUGGUUCAAGGUCCGUGAAACGUGAAAUGAACAGUUAGCCGUAAGUUUUUAAUUGCCGUGUCAUCGUCGUAGCGAUAAGUAACAAAGAUGGGUCUUUUGGGCAUCGUCAAAUUCCUCACUCGCCGAGCAAUCGAAUUCCUCAUCCUCGCUCUGUUACUGUUAUUCUUACCUCGAGUACCCCCAGACGCGAAAUUCUCCCAGUCAUACAAAGUAGCCCCAAUUCGGCCGUUCCAAGGGGGGCUCGCGCUCAACGAGAAGCUCAAUGACGUAGAACUCUGGCAUAAGGGCGACCUGCACGGCCCCGAAGCCUUCGCUGACUACAAAGGCGAGCUCUACACUACGCUGCACGGGGGCGACGUGGUGAAGCUCGUCGGCAACCACAUCACCCCCGUAGUCAAGUUCGGCAAGCCUUGCAAGGGGGUGCACGAGGAGGAGCUGUGUGGGCGCCCCCUCGGCAUGGCGUUCGACAAAUCCGGCGUUUUGUACGUCGCUGAUGCCUACUACGGACUGUACAAAGUGGACGUCGCCACCGGCAACAAGCAGCGCUUGGUGGCUAUCGACGACGUGAUCGGCGGGCGCAAUGUGACCCUGCCGAAUUCGGUGGCCGUCGGCAGCAACGGCGACUUGUUCUGGACGGACUCCAGCACCGAGUUUCAGCUCCAGGACGGGGUUUUUGACUUGUUGGCGGACGGGAGUGGGAGAUUGAUUCAUUAUGAUUCCAAAACGAAAAAAAAUUCCGUGUUGAUAGCGGAUUUGCAUUUCGCGAAUGGCGUCGCGUUGGCGCAGGAUGAAGAGUUUAUUUUGGUGUCGGAAACGAUGCGGAACAGGCUGCAUCGGUACUACUUGAAGGGGGCGAAGAAGGGGACGCGGGACGUGUUUAUCGAUGGGUUGCCGGGGAUGACGGAUAAUUUGAAGGCGGAUGGGAAGGGCGGGUUUAUUGUUCCUUUGGUGGUGGCGGUGGAUGAUUACCAUCCCGCGAUUGGACAAAUUUUCGGGCCUUUUCCACUUUUGAGAAAGCUGAUAGCGAGGAUUUUAGGGCUUGUUCAAUUCGGGUUUAAGUUUACCAACGAUUUGUAUCCGAAUGAGUUUUCGAGAAUUGGGGCCCACUACGUGGGGCACUUCGUUAUGGGGUCGCCGCUGUACCCGAAGAGGACUUCCAUUUUGCACGUCUCGAAAAAUGGGGAAAUUCUAGAUAGUAUACACUGCCUAACUGGAAAACUGGCGGGCAUUAGUGAAGCCCACGUUUUCAAAAACACCCUGUAUUUAGGGUCACCGUUCAAUGACUACAUAGGCCGCAUUUCCUUGGAUAAAAUAGGCUGGGGACACUUGAAUAACGUUCCUAAACCUACUACAACACCUAAACCAACCACAACAACAACAACAACAACACCCAAACCUACCACAACAACAACAACAACACCUAAACCUACAACAACAACAACAACACCGAAACCUACAACCACUACAACAACAACACCCAAACCAACGACCACCACCACUACAACACCUAAACCUACAACCACUACAACAACAACACCUAAACCUACAACUACAACAACACCCAAACCUACUACCACUACAACGACAACACCUAAACCUACUACCACCACACCACCUAAACCUACUCCAGCGCCUACUGUGACCAAGUCCACCCAAAACGAAGCUCAAAGACAACCUGUUAAAGAUCAACCAAAAGCAGUUCCAGUUAAAGAGUCUCCUAACAAAAACUAAGUAGGCUGUGAUGUCAUUGUUAUCGUUGCAUCAUCGCAAGUCUUUGUUUCAAAAAUCUUGAAGUAGACUGAGUCACUUUUCACCUUUUAUAUACAGAAGGAACAUUCCGUUGUUUAUUUUUUUUUUGUGUGUUUAUUUUAUUAUAGUGAUAUUUACACUAAGAAAUAAGAAUCUCAUUUUUUCCUACUCAAAAUAGUGCAUUUCUUUAAGUUUUAAAUAUUAUGGCAGGUUAACGAGGUGAUAAUUUACAUGGUUUUUAUAUGUAUCGAUUUUGUACUGGGAUAUUUUUGUUGGAUGUGAUGUGUAUUUAAAUAAAAUUAUUUAGUAAA